Molecule: messenger RNA, 918 nt
Organism: Endocarpon pusillum Z07020
Lineage: Eukaryota; Fungi; Ascomycota; Eurotiomycetes; Verrucariales; Verrucariaceae
Exons: 1
Coding region: 1-918 (305 amino acids)
Source: RefSeq, a predicted model, not a curated record
AUGGCUUCAUUCAGCGCCUAUCCCCCCUUCGUUCACCACCCAUCCGCGCCGCAACCUCUCGACGUUACCACCGCCCAUACCAUGCUAAGCACCUUCCUUCAACUCGCCAACCUCGACCCGGCCUACCGCCCUGACAGCAUCCUCUCCGAACGUGGCCCGGAAUCAAACUCGUCUGCUGGAAACCCGAAUCUAACCCUCCAUCACCUAAACCGCAUCAAGCUCGGCCUUGAGGGCGUCAACCUUGGCGUUGAGGAUCUAGAAGCCGGCGGCUUCGGCAAUCGAAGGGCCACCGGGGAUAGAGAUAGCGGGGCGAAGAAGCGCAAAUGGCAGAAUCGAGAUUCAGACGUUCCGCCGCCAGUCAGGGCCGGCAGUGCAAAAGUUGUCUCCACUGCCGAUGAAGACGUCGACGCUGUUCUGACGGCGCAGCACGCGGAUGCGGAACAGGCGCAGGCGGCUGCUGCUGCGACCGGCCAGGGCUGGCAGGACCGCGAGGAUUUCGAACUGGCGCAGGAUGAUGGGGAUGUGGACUUGAAUAAUGCGCAGAGGGAUCCUGCAGCGGGGAGCGCGGAUGUCGAAGGGAAGGGGGAGGAGAUUAUGGACUGGGACACUGGGCAGAUGGUUACGAUGCCAGAUGAGCUAGAGGACGGAGGUAGCGCGGUGGAGGUCACAAGGCCAGGCGCGAUGGUCGAUGCACAUCCAGAAAACCAGGAGAGGAACCAGCCCCCGAUGGUGCGAGAUCGACCGUUAACUGAGAUGGAGAAAGAGGAGAGGAAAAGGCUCAAGAAGAUCAGAUCGGACAACGAGAAGAAGACAGCAACUACAAGAAAGCCGAAGGAGCGGUCGAAACUGACGUCGAAAUUGGGGAAUGGCAAUGACAAAGCCAUAGAGGCAUCAUUCCGUCGCAAGAAGGCGAAAUAG